Molecule: messenger RNA, 1243 nt
Organism: Cricetulus griseus (Chinese hamster)
Lineage: Eukaryota; Metazoa; Chordata; Mammalia; Rodentia; Cricetidae
Source: RefSeq, a predicted model, not a curated record
GUCCCGCCCAGAAAGGCCAUGUCCCACGGCCCCCGACAGCCAGGCGGGGCCGCCGCGCCUGCAGGAGGCAAGACCCCGGGCCAGCACGGGGCCUUCGUAGUGACUGUCAAACAGGAGCGCAGCGAGGGUCCCCGUGUGGGAGAGAAAGGGUCCCAGGAGGAGGAGCCGGUGAAGAAGAGAGGCUGGCCCAAAGGCAAGAAGAGAAAGAAGAUUCUCCCUAAUGGGCCCAAGGCCCCUGUCACGGGCUAUGUUCGCUUUCUGAACGAGCGUCGGGAGCAAAUUCGCACUCGCCACCCGGACCUGCCCUUUCCGGAGAUCACCAAGAUGCUGGGCGCCGAGUGGAGCAAGCUGCAGCCGUCAGAGAAGCAGCGGUACCUGGAUGAGGCAGAGAAGGAGAAACAGCAGUACUUGAAGGAGCUGUGGGCAUAUCAGCAGUCGGAGGCCUAUAAGGUCUGCACAGAGAAGAUCCAAGAAAACAAAAUAAAAAAGGAGGACUCCGGCUCUGGGCUCAUGAACACGCUCCUGAAUGGGCACAAGGGUGUGGACUGUGAUGGCUUUUCCACCUUCGAUGUCCCCAUCUUCACUGAAGAGUUUUUGGACCAAAACAAAGCCCUGGGCUCUGACUACCGUCCCGUAGCACGCGAGGCAGAGUUGCGGCGCCUGCGGAAGAUGAACGUGGCCUUCGAGGAGCAGAACGCGGUGCUGCAGCGCCACACGCAGAGUAUGAGCUGCGCGCGCGAGCGUCUGGAGCAGGAGCUGGCGCUGGAGGAGCGGCGCACGCUGGCGCUGCAGCAGCAACUGCAGGCAGUGAGGCAGGCGCGAGCACCUGUGACAAACAGGCUUCUAGAACGGGAGAUGACCCUCCCCACCCGCCCAGGAAGAAGCUGGGGGUCCCGAUGGGGCCACGCCCGGUGCUGCACCUUGGGGUCUCCAGACGCUACCCCUCCCAAGAAAUCUCAACGGCAUCCUUUUAGCUUCAAACCCUAGGCUCCCAGAUUGCAGAACCCGAGACCUACCUCCCUUGCAGGAAGGUCACACCACAGUGGGAGAGAAUGGAGGGGCCUGGGCCACUACACUUGGACACACCCCCACUCCUGGUACAGAACAUGACUGUGAACCCACUGCACCGGCGCUGGGUGGUGUGGCACAGCCAGGGGAGGCUGCAGUACAACCCAGCGCCUUCCAUCGCUCAAUCCGGACUUUUGAAUAAGCGUCAAAUAAAACAAGUGGGGUUUGCACUCAA